ACAAAGCUGCAGUCACCAAUCGAGCUGCAUCAUUUGGUAGGGAGAGCUUAGAAGGAGGAGGAGAGCAUAUACCUACGUUUGUCUGUCUGGCCAACCAAGGAGGGAGGGAGGAUGCAGAGGUACACCACUAGGGACAUAUGGGAGAUGGAGGACCGCCAGAGCCCGCGCAUGGGGUGCAGCGUCGUCCUCGGCGUUGACGGCGGCGCCAGCAACACCGUCUGCGUCUGCAUCCCGGCCGCCAUGCCCUUCGCCGACCCGCUCCCCGUCCUCGCCCGCGCCGUCGCCGGAUGCUCCAACCAGAACUCCGUAGGAGAGGACAAGGCGAGGGAGACGCUGGAGCGAGUGAUGGCGCAGGCUCUCCACAAGGCUCGCCGGAGACGAUCAAACGUGAGCGCGGUCUGCUUGGCCGUAGCCGGCGUCAACCACCCCAUCGACCAGCACAGAAUGCUGGACUGGCUCAGGGAGAUUUUCCCGAGCCAUGUGAAGCUGUUCGUGGAGAACGACGCGGUGGCGGCACUGGCCAGCGGCACCAUGGGCAAGCUCCACGGCUGCGUGCUCAUCGCAGGGACAGGGACCAUAGCCUACGGUUUCACCAGCGACGGCAGGGAAGCUCGGGCAGCUGGUGCAGGGCCGGUGCUAGGUGACUGGGGCAGUGGCUAUGGGAUUUCAGCACAAGCAUUGACAGCAGUUGUGAGGGCCUAUGAUGGCAGGGGUCCUGAAACACUACUCACAAACAACAUCCUUGACUUCCUUGGACUCGCAUCGCCGGAUGAACUCAUAGGUUGGACAUAUGAAGAUCAAUCUUGGGCGCGCAUUGCUGACAUUCUCCCUGUUGUGGUAGAAUCUGCCGAAGCCGGCGACGAAGUAGCAAACAAGAUCUUGCACAAUUCAGUUGGUGAACUAGCUUCCAGUGUCAAGGCUGUAGUGCAGAGACUUGCGCUGAGUGGGGAAGAUGGAAAAGAUCUAUUUCCACUUGUUAUGGUCGGCAAAGUUCUUGAGGCAAACCAGAGGUGGGACAUUGGUAAGGAAGUGAUAAGUUGUGUUACCAAGACAUAUCCAGGGGCAUAUCCAAUACAUCCCGAGGUGGAACCAGCUGUUGGUGCAGCAUUACUAGCAUGGAAUGCUAUAGCAAGUGAAUUGGAUGGUGAUCUUAGGGCUGCUGCUUAAAGUGCUCAGCACUUAUUUCUCCUACCAUAUUCAUGUAAAUUAUGUUUGUGUCACACUAUCACCUAGUGUUUUGCAUUUGUUUUAGCAAGUUAUUUUGAAUGUGUUGUAAUGUCUUCAAGAAGGUUUAUGUCACAAAUAUGCGAAAAGGGAAAGAAAGAAUACUAGUUUAGCUGAAAGUUUUUUCGACAGAAAAGGUACAAUAAAAAAAGAAAUGAAGAUGCUUAUGUCCUCUGUGAGAUCUUGCUCCGAAAUGACCUGAAGUUCAGUAUGACACUGCUGAAAGAUACUCCCUCCGUCCCAAAAUAAGUGUCGCUGACUUGGUACAACUUUGGGUGGUUCACAAAUAAGACCAGUAAGCAUAACACCACUUGACUCAGAUUGAGACAAAUGUUGCUCAAGCAAACAUGACUGCAGUGACUAGUACACACAAACAGAACAUAACAUUUAUAUCCCAUGUAGAGUGGAAAUGACUAACAAAAAUGCUAAUUAGAGGGCGCUACUUUCAACAGUCAUCAGCCGCCAAGAAUUCUUGCAACAAAAUACUUUACCCGGAUGCCUGACAGAGAGACAUAUAGGUUCCCCGCAAAAAAAAGAGAGACAUAUAGGUACUUCAAAGUGAACAAAAUAAGCCAAAUGGCAGGCACUUGCCUCAAAUGCGGUCAACUAUUGCUCAGGCAAACAUCAAAACAAUGGCAGUCAUAUCAAUCAACCACAUACAUUGCUCAGGUACAUGUUAACCAUGUAACUUCAACAACUUAUUAAUAAAUAAAAAAGUACUUCAAUAAUGACUAACAACUAGACAACUGGAUACAUUUCGAAAUAGAACCAUUUCUUGAAAAAAUAGCUUCCCCCAUAAUCAUCCAAGAUGGUACAUCAGUAUAUUACAUAUAGGAUUAUUAUGGCCAU
Messenger RNA from Triticum urartu, 2073 nucleotides. NCBI's taxonomy places the organism in Eukaryota, Viridiplantae, Streptophyta, Magnoliopsida, Poales, Poaceae. The record is from RefSeq and is a predicted model, not a curated record.